Messenger RNA from Manduca sexta (tobacco hornworm), 414 nucleotides. RefSeq lists its product as uncharacterized. The transcript has 3 exons. NCBI's taxonomy places the organism in Eukaryota, Metazoa, Arthropoda, Insecta, Lepidoptera, Sphingidae. The record is from RefSeq and is a predicted model, not a curated record. The coding region runs from base 67 to 414 and encodes 115 amino acids.
AGAUAACAAUGGAGACGGACAAAAUGUCGACGGCGUCUUCAGUAGGGGCGGAGCGGAGACCACUCCAUGCAAGCGCUGGUGAUUGAAAGGCGGAUACUGUUCGCUUGCACUGUGCUGGUGGGGCUCUGCACAUUCUUGUGGAUAGCAGCAGUUUGCACGGAGAAAUGGGUGCACAUAGAGGGAGGGAAUGGGAUAUACCUGCCAGUAAAAGGCAGGUAUCUGAUGUGGAGCGACUCUGGAGUGUGGCAGAUCUGCCGGUACGUGUUCCAGCCGAACGUGACCAUCAGCGCGUCGAACGCGACCACCACCACCGCCCGCCCGCAUGACAUCACAGGAAUGGUGGGGAUCUAUAUUACAAAUAGGUUUUGGGACUCAGACGGUCGAGCGAAAGUCAACAUCAAGUCAAGGAUUUGA